UGGGAGUCCUGACGGUUCUCCCUCAAAGUCAGCAAAGGCCUCCAGAGCUAGGACACCAUCCCCUUCAAGGAGCAAAGUUCUCCAAAAGAUGUUCAUGUGCCUGAAGCAAACCUUCAGCAAGCUGCAACACAAAGUGAAGUCCCGAAUGUCCAAGGACCCUCGUUCCAGAACACCUGACACUAAAUUUACAAAGCCACCCUUUUGGAAGGCAAGGGCCUCCAAGGGUGUCCGGUUUCCAUACUACUGAAUCCCACCCUGCCAGCAUGCCCACUAACAGCAGGGGCCCACAAAUUCCAACCUCUCCCUAUCAUCCAGUGGGCCUGGUAAGCAUGGGCUAAAGUGGCUGAGAAGAACGGCUUGUUGUCCUGGGACACAGAGACUGAUGUAUACGUGACUCCUCUUGGGAUAUGACAUUUAAACCCAGAUUCCAAGAUGAAGGGGGGCCUGGGAGCUUGGAUGAGAUUGAGGGUGUGGCUAGCUCACUGGAUUUAUUACUUUACUUCAUGCGGUUCAAGAAUCAAUCCUUCCUUCAAGAAGAGCUGAUACUAAAUUUACAAAGCCACCCUUUUGGAAGGCAAGGGCCUCUAAGUGUGUCCAGUAGUACUAUUAGGGCCCUACCAUCAAUCAAACACAAACCGGCACUUUGACUCCUAAAACCCGGCCCCUUGACCCCUUAAACUCCGCCCACCUAUCACCAGAAGUCCCACCCACAGGGUAUUACUUCCAGGGUCAAGGAGGACACAUUACCGGAAGCAAAGUAUGUCAUGUGACCCCUCUAAGAACUCCUCUCACUGCCCUCUACCAAUCAGGAGAGGUUUCGCCCUCAUAGGCCUACCCGGAGAGGGGAUUUGACCAAUCAGGGGUGUUCCAGGGUGGGGUGACCCAUCCGGAUGUGGCUCGUGUGACCCCUCUAAGAACUCCUCCCACUGCACUCUACCAAUCGCGAUGGGUUUCGGCCGCAUAGGACCACCCUGAGAGCAGAUUUGACCAAUCGGUGGUGUUCUUGGACAGGGUGACCUGUCCAGAUGAGGAUCAUGUGACCCUUCUAAGAACUCCUCCCAGCGCCCUCUGCCAAUCAGAGCGCAACACUAUCACCCCAUAAGUCCCAGCACCGGGGCAGAAGGGGCCAUCUUUUACCAAGGACGCGUGCUUUAGAUAUCGUGGAAGCAUGGACUCCUUCACCACCCCUGGUGAGAACUUCAGAUUUUGUGUUAGCCCCGAGGGCCUUUGGACUUGUGUGGAGAAAGCGCUACAUGAGCGACAGUUCCCACGAGGGCCCUUUGACUCAGCCAUUAAUGGAUAUGUUGGAACCCGAAACCCAAACUCUCGUGAGGCACACCGAUGAGUGUGAUGGCCUCUCAUUGUCCGCCCCUCUAGAGGUGGAAGGUGAACGCAGCUCAGGGGUGUCAUCGGAGGACAAGGUGAACGGAAAAGACAUUGCUCAGCUUGACGAUGCCUUUCUAGAGGACCCAGAGGCCCUGGACAGCAUUGCAUCAAGCAGCGAAGAUGAACCGGGCUCUCCUUGUUUUUGCUCAAUGCCGGUACAAAUUGUUGAAGAGGACUCCAAGGAAGACGGCUAUGAGGAGUUUAGGAGGCUUGGCAUGGAACUAACUGAGCCAAGGCCACGUCGUGAGCGUAAAAAAGUCAUGCGGACUAUUGUACGUGUUGCUGUUUAUGCUGUCCUUAAUCAGUGCCUUAGGGAAAAGCUUUUUGAAGAUUGUGAGGGCUGUGUCAUAGAUGCGCCAGCCCAACGGCACCAUGACUGUGUGACUUGGACUUCAGUAGAUCUAAACUUCAAGCUCCGGCGCCUGUGUGCUGAGUUCUGUUUGGAAAGCUUAUUAAACACUGUUCUUGCCAUAGGUUAUGCUACGCAAUGUCUGUGCCUACCCAAGAACAUUUAGCGUAAGGGGUGACCUUGAUAAAUGCUGUGCAAUUUAGUGCAGACCCUGGCCGUGUUUUAAAGAAAAUGACCAAACCGGAAGAUGCUUGUGUCACAUUCUUGACUUGAACUGGGACCGUAUAGAAUAUGAUUGCAACCAAGGUCCUGUAGUGGCACCAAAUCUUUUGUAAAGGGGGUCAUAUAAGGGGUCUAAGACCAGGUUAUGGG
This is a messenger RNA of Mauremys reevesii (Reeves's turtle), 2107 nucleotides long. RefSeq lists its product as uncharacterized. The transcript is spliced from 2 exons. The record is from RefSeq and is a predicted model, not a curated record. Bases 1254 to 1901 code for a protein of 215 amino acids. Lineage: Eukaryota; Metazoa; Chordata; Testudines; Geoemydidae.